AUGGAGUACUCGGGGAAUUUGCGUCGUUGUCGACCUUUAGGUCCUAUAGAGCAGUACUCUGCCUUUCGCAGCCAUCUGGGCAUUUAUCUCAAUGUCUGCGUCACGGCCAUCUACCAGAGGGAAGACGAGAAACCCCUAAAGCCAGCAUUGUUUCGUGCCCUUGCGGCAGUAAUUGGAAAGCAUCCGAUCCUCUCGGCUGUUCCAGUGGAUAUCUCAACGGGACCUCGAUUCGCCCGUUUAGAUCAGAUCGAUCUAGACCAAGUGGCCAGCUUUUCUGAGGUCCAAGGAUGUACGGACAGCAAUUUCGCCCUGGAUCAGAUGCUGGAAGACCAGCACAACCGCCCUUUUCAGCAUCGCCCGCGGACCCCAUUCUGGAGGGUGCGCGUGUUGGAAAACCCGACCGAUCGUGCUCGGUUCAUUCUCUGUUUCUGUUUUCAUCAUGCGUUAGCGGACACAAAGAGUGCUCUUGUCUUUCACGAAGAUCUGGAACACGAAUUAUCCAAACCUGGAGACGGCGCGUUCGUUACCAUCGUCGCGGCAUCCCAAGCACCGCUAUUGCCCAAUAUAGAAGCCAUCCACAACCUGCCAGUCUCGCCAGAAUACCUUGCCAGCCAGCAGCAGGAUAGCCUCCGUAUCCCGGAGAAUUGGAGUGGGGCUCCGCAGAAACUGCCAGUUCGCACGAGGGUCGCCUCCAUGUGGAUCCCCUCGGCGACAUUAGCGGAAGUAAAGCAACAUUGCAAAGACCAAAAAACCACUGUAACGGCUUUGCUCAUGUCGUUGAUCGCAAGGUCGUUCUUUCAUGUCCUACCAGCAGAGUAUACCAGUAUACAAGGGGAUUCUGCCAUGUCCCUGCGCCACUUCUUACCCUUUCCGAUCACCAGUCAGUCCAUGGGCUGCUACGUCGGAACGUUCAGUGAGCAAUACAGAAGAACAUCGGAAUCAGUAUGGCAGGAUGCGAGACGGACAAAGAUGACUAUCGACCGGGCCGUUGGGACACAGGGUGCCGAUAUGCCCCUUGGGUAUCUAGGUCAUGUUCCGAACAUAGCUCAAUGGUUUCUUGACAAGAUCGGAAAACCGCGAGCCGCGGGGUUCGAACUGAGUAAUGUGGGAUUCCUGCAGAGUGAAAGGAGUUGUCAUCGAUAUGGCAUCCAAAGCUUGCUAUUCAGUCAAAGUGCCGGUGCUUGUUCAGCCGCCGUCAAGAUUAGUGCGGUGACGGGACGGGAUGGUAGGAUGGGGGUGGCAUUUUCGUGGCAAGAGGGUAUUGUGGCAGAUAACGCGGUGAACGAGGUGAUGCAGACGUUGGAGAGACUGGUGGAGGAGAUGGCGUCGAGGAAGGAUUAG
Aspergillus melleus is the source of this 1341-nucleotide messenger RNA. RefSeq names its product Alcohol acetyltransferase. The transcript is spliced from 2 exons. The record is from RefSeq and is a predicted model, not a curated record. Gene Ontology annotation, molecular function: N-acetyltransferase activity. The coding region runs from base 1 to 1341 and encodes 446 amino acids. NCBI's taxonomy places the organism in Eukaryota, Fungi, Ascomycota, Eurotiomycetes, Eurotiales, Aspergillaceae.